Triticum urartu is the source of this 498-nucleotide messenger RNA. The record is from RefSeq and is a predicted model, not a curated record. Lineage: Eukaryota; Viridiplantae; Streptophyta; Magnoliopsida; Poales; Poaceae.
GGGAAUAUUUCAGAAGCUCCACGGAGAUGCGCUUCGUGCUUUGCGUGGCCCUGCUCGCCGCAGCUGGGGUCAUCUCCGGUGUGGCUGCAGAUGAAGCGUUCCUCCUUGCGCACGACGGCGACGCCACCACCCACCACCGGAGCCGAAGCCGGACCUUGCUGGAUGCUAGCAAACCAUGCCCGGUGGACUUUGCGGCGGCGAACUAUACCGUGCUCACCAGCCGGUGCAGUUGGCCCCCGUUCGAUCCGUCGCGGUGCUGCCCGGCGUUCAAGGACUUUGCGUGCCCUUAUGUCAACUAUUUGAACAACAACAACGACUGCUCAGUUACCAUGUUCCAAUACAUCCACUUCUACGGUAACUACCGGCCGGGGCUCUUCUUUCACAACUGCAAUGAAGGCCCCAAAGGCGUCGAAUGCCCUGACGACACCCCUUUGUACAGACCAUCAACGGCGCCGCCUCCUCUCUGAAUAAGUUACGAAAAUUCUCUCUCAAAGAAAG